AUGAAUACAACAGGGCGUAGUGAAGGCACUAAUUCUUUUUUCGAUGACUUUGUUACAUCAACUACCAAUCUAAGAGAAUUUGUUGUCAAGUAUGAACAAGCCUUGCAAAAGAUUGUUACAAGGGAAAGUAGCGAAGAUUUUACAUCAGAGCAUAAAUAUCGUAUUGUGAAUGAUGAUGACUUUCUUUUGAAACAUGCAGCACAUGUGUAUACCAGAAAUAUAUUUGAAAAAUUCAAGAGUGAAUGGACUAGAGUCAAACGGAUUAAAGUUGAAGAAAGGGGUUCUGACGAUCAGUUUCAUAGAUACUCCGUGAUGAAGAAAAUCAAUAACUCGCAAGAGUUUUUGGUGGAGUUGAAUUUACAAACACAUGAAGGUAAAUGUGAAUGCCAAAAUUUUGAAUUUGUGGGAAUAAUUUGCCGACAUAUUAUGAAAGUAUUUGUUCGUCAAGACAUUGAUGCAAUACCAUCCCAUUUUAUUCUUCCGAGAUGGAGACAAGGAGCAAAUAAGUUUAGAGUCACAGAUUCUGAAGCCUUGGUACAUAAUGAUGGUAAGGAACAAUCAGAAGCAUUGAGAUUUAGUCACAUGUGUCGUAGAGCCACUCAACUAGCUUGCUAUGCUGCUCCCUCUGAUGAGGCCUACCUAAUUUACAUGGAUGGUUUAGAUGAAUUGUCAAAAAAAAAUUCAGAGGUUAAUAAGGUGUCACAAGAAGAUGUUAUGGAGUCUCACGAUAAUGCUUUCCAAGAUGAAGCAGCAAAUAUAUGUACCAGUAAGUCUUCUGAGCCAUUGCUUUUGGAUCCAAAUAUCUUAAAGACCAAGGGCAGAAAGAAGGAUAUGGAUGAGAAUAACAGAAGAGUAACAAAAAGUUCUAAGAGGAUAAAAGAUGACAUGGAGUUGGCUCAAAGCAAGAAGAGAAAGUGUACAAUGUGCCAACAACCAGGACAUAACAGGCUCACUUGCCCUUUAAAUUCAGCUGCAAAAAGAAAAACGGUUGUUUCUACAAAUCAAGGGAGUCAAAAUAUGCAAGAGUUGCCCGCAGUUUCGGACAAGGAAGAUUCCGACGAGGAAGAUUCAGACAAUAACCAUGAAGAAUAA
Messenger RNA from Fragaria vesca subsp. vesca, 1092 nucleotides. RefSeq names its product protein FAR1-RELATED SEQUENCE 5-like. Gene Ontology annotation, molecular function: zinc ion binding. The transcript is spliced from 2 exons. The record is from RefSeq and is a predicted model, not a curated record. Bases 1 to 1092 code for a protein of 363 amino acids. Lineage: Eukaryota; Viridiplantae; Streptophyta; Magnoliopsida; Rosales; Rosaceae. Gene Ontology annotation, biological process: regulation of DNA-templated transcription.